AUCCUCCAGGUCGCCGCGGGCGGCCAGCACUCCAUGGUGCUCUGCUACGACGGCCGCGUCUACGCGUGCGGCCUCAACGAGAACGGCCAGCUGGGCCUCGGCCGCGAGGGCGGCAGCGUCAACGGCCUCGAGCUCCCGCGCAUCAACGUGUCGUCCAUCGCGUGCGGGUCCAUGCACUCGGCCGCGCUGUCGAGCCUCGGCCACCUCUACACCUGGGGCAACGGUUCCAUGGGCCAGCUCGGUUUAGGCGACCGCCAGUCGCGCUGCAAGCCCCAGCGGGUCAAGGGGCCCCUGGAGCGGGGGGCGGCCGUGCUCCUCUGCGGCGGGUCGCACACGGUCGUCCUCACGUCGACGAAGGAGGUCUUCACCUUCGGCGACAACUCCUACGGCCAGCUGGGCAUCGGCUCCAAGGCCGCGCGCGCCCGUGCGCGCGCGACGCCGACGCGCGUCGAGUCGCUCGCGGGCAUGGACAUCUGCUUCGUGGCCGCGGGCAUGGCCGCGUCCGGCGCCCUGACCGUGUCCGGCGCCGUCUACAUGUGGGGCCAGCAGUCCUGCGGCCAGCUCGGC
Aureococcus anophagefferens is the source of this 567-nucleotide messenger RNA. RefSeq lists its product as hypothetical. The annotation marks the transcript as partial. The record is from RefSeq and is a predicted model, not a curated record. Lineage: Eukaryota; Pelagophyceae; Pelagomonadales; Pelagomonadaceae. The transcript is spliced from 4 exons.